Molecule: messenger RNA, 1874 nt
Organism: Syngnathus acus (greater pipefish)
Lineage: Eukaryota; Metazoa; Chordata; Actinopteri; Syngnathiformes; Syngnathidae
Gene: rnaseh2b
Product: ribonuclease H2, subunit B
Exons: 11
Coding region: 113-1039 (308 amino acids)
Biological process (GO): ribonucleotide metabolic process; RNA catabolic process
Cellular component (GO): ribonuclease H2 complex; nucleoplasm
Source: RefSeq, a predicted model, not a curated record
AGAAGCGCCUUUUCUGAGUGCUUGUCAAAACACACAAUCGCUUGUUUUGGUUUCGGUAUCGUUGCGCGUUAUUUGAAACCCAGUGCAAAUCAAGCAGGUUCAACGUUUCACUAUGCCCCCCAAAAAGAAGCGAAUGCCCAACGUACAGAACAAUAGCUGGGUUGUUAUUGCUGCAGACUCCGUCAUAGACAUCCAGAUGAAGGAGAAUGACCCCACCUUUGUGAGAUUACGCAAUCCAGCCACAGAUGCAGGGUCCCUCUACAUGCUGAGCGGCGGCGGUGGGAAUGUGCAACUUCACGAGGUCAAAGCAUUUGAAGAAGACUUUCGUUCCUGGUUUGUUGGCCAAUCAGUCCAGAGAGAUGGGAGGCUUCUGUUUGUCACACCGAUGGAUCCUCUUUAUCUCAUUUUGCCCUAUUUGAUCAAAUCUGCAAAAGAAGGCAAGUUCCAGCCGGCGGAUCAAAUGGUGAUGGAUGAAGAGUUUCCAGCAUGUAGCAGACUGCUGAGCUGCACGCGUUCCUUGGCCUCCAUGCAUCACGUAGUGGAUGAAAAAGAGGUGGGAGGCCUCAAGUUUCACCGAUAUAAUCAAGACAAAACACUGGCUUGGUUAAAGAAGAAGGUAGAGAAAACAGUCCUUGUGCUCAAGAAGAAGAACAUCUCUGUGGGGGAGGGAGUUCAGUCCUCCUCUUAUAUUCGAGUCAAGAUGGAUUCCGAGUCAAGCAACGAGGACUACCUUGGCUACGCCCAUGGCCUGAUAUCAGAAUACAUCAGCAAAGACCUGAGCAAGGAACUUCGCCAGCACUUGCAGUUACCGGAGAUCACAAGUCCAAAGGAGACUGAACCACCUUCAAAGAAGCGAAAACUGUCCGACAAGCCGGUGGAGGCGGGAGAAGACUAUACCAAAUUCAACAGCGGAGAGUUUGCUCGCAAACCACCCAAGAAGAUGACGGCCGCUCAGAAGAAUCUGGCAAAGGUGGAUAAGAGUGGCAUGAAAACAAUGUCGUCCUUCUUUCGCCCCAAAGUGAAAGAGGAAAAGAAAUGAUAUUUUGUUCACCUUGUGCUUGCUUUUCUACAUGGCCUUUUUGUAAGAAAGCAAAGAAAAAAACUGUGGUCAAAGUCAAAAUUCAGCCAUUCCCAGCCAAUUUUGUUCUGAUAUUUACAGAUUAGAAAUGCAUUUGACAAUUUGUGCUAAUCCAAACUGUUGCAAACCAAAGCAGCAGACCUUACUGAAACACAUCAGUCAAACUUUAUGCUUUUCCCUGGUCAGUAUUAAAAAUAUCAAGUUACAAAAUAAUAAUUAUUUUUUUGUUAUGUUGUGACAAUGUCUUGAAUGAAGAUUGAAUGAACUCUGACCAUGCACUUGAAAAGAAAGUCCCUAGAAUGUCUCUAGUUUGAACAUGUACAGCUGUUGCAUGUGAUUAAAAUGCAGCAAACUGACAUUUUGUAUUUGAUUAUUUUUGAGAAGUGUGAAAAAUUGAUCAAUUUACCAUCUUUUAAUCAUGCAAACUUGAUGUACAUUUUCUAAAAUAAUUUUAAUUUUACACUUCUGAGGUUUGGGACGCCAGUUUUGGCUUUUGACUUCCUGCAUGAAGUUUUCAUUUUCUUCACGUGUGUGCACGCGCGGGCUUCAUUCCACAUCCCAGAAACAAUUUGAUCUCAAAUGAAAAUUCCAAUCCAUCCAUAGGAGUGAAUGUAAAAUGGUUGUCUGUUUGUGACUGGCAGGCAACUAGUCGAAGGUUUCAGCUCCAGUUCACCUGUGACCCCAUUGAAGACUACAGAUGAUGGAUAAACAAUUACCAAGGAUGUUCAGAAAUUUUAUGUAGAGUAUUGAAGACUAUGUUCUUUUGUUGUCUGUUGAAAGAAUGAUGAAAUCUCCA